Closterium sp. NIES-65 is the source of this 859-nucleotide messenger RNA. NCBI's taxonomy places the organism in Eukaryota, Viridiplantae, Streptophyta, Zygnematophyceae, Desmidiales, Closteriaceae. The record is from the annotation of a GenBank genome assembly.
CCACAAUGCCCAUUUUUUCUCUGCACCCAUCUCCCCACCACCCUCCCUCACCCCUCUUCCCCAACCCUCUCCCCCACCCCUCUCCCUCACCCUCUCCCCCAACCCUCUCCCCCACACCUCUCCCCAUCUCUCUCCCCCACCCGCUUGCCCCAACGGCCUCUACCCACCGUCUCCCCUCCCUGCUUUCCCGCACCUCUCCCCCACUCUCCGCACGCCCCACCCUUACCCCUCUCUGCCACGCCUCUCCCCCAAACCUCUCGCCCAACCCGCUCCCCAACCCCUUUUCCCCCACGCCUCCCGCCUGUGCCUCCCCUCCACGCCUCCUUCCAACACCUCCCCCUCUCACGCCUUGGCCACACGCCUCUCCCCCACCGUCUUCCUCCCCCAUGCCCUGAUCCUGCCGGGAGGAGUCAGCUGGCGAGGAGGCAGUGGGAUCCAGUGGCUAGCGCAAGUCAAUGUACGCGCAGAUCACGGGCAUAGGGCCAUGGGCCACAGAAGAGGGGGGGAGUGGGGUGAAGACAAGGCAGUGCCGGUGAGAUGGCAGAUAAGGGAGCGUGUGUGGCAGUGCGCUCUGCCAGUUAUCAGCCUGCAUCUUCGUGGCCUUCCCUCCCUUUCUUUUCCUUCCCUUUCCUACUUUCCCUUCCCUAUCUUCCUUUCCCUGCUUUCUCUUCCCUCCCUGGCCUUCCUACAUUCCCCUCCCUCCUUCCCUUCCCUGCGUUCCCUACCUUCCCCACCUUACCUGCUCUCCCUCUUUGCAGGGCCUAUUCAGCAGGCGCAAGCCAAGAUGACCACUAUUAUCACGUCUCCCUCUGGGCACUUGGCAUUUUCUCUGGCAGGCAGUGUGCUCCGCCUCCUCUGA